Molecule: messenger RNA, 2190 nt
Organism: Mizuhopecten yessoensis (Yesso scallop)
Lineage: Eukaryota; Metazoa; Mollusca; Bivalvia; Pectinida; Pectinidae
Product: quinone oxidoreductase-like protein 2 homolog
Exons: 10
Coding region: 41-1102 (353 amino acids)
Cellular component (GO): mitochondrion
Molecular function (GO): oxidoreductase activity
Source: RefSeq, a predicted model, not a curated record
UUUUAUUAACUUCCGGUGGAGACUAAAAAGCUUUCUCGAGAUGAACAUGUGGAGUAAAUGUCGGUAUUUGGCGAUUUCCUGCAGGAGGGUUCAGCAUUUUCAAAGAGCAACCUACAAGUCAGCAGUUUGUACAGAUUUCUCUAAACCCCUGGAGAUCAUUGAUGAUGGGAAAACAUUUGAUCCAUCUAGUCUCGGUCAGAACGAGGUUUCCGUAGCUGUGAAAGCUUGUGGAGUGAACUUUUCAGACAUAAUGCAAUGUAAAGGAACUUACCAAGUAGUCAACCAUCCUCCGUUUGUACCAGGUGUGGAGUUUGCCGGUGAAGUGUUGGCUGUAGGUGACAAAGUAAAGAGAUUGAAGAAAAAAGAUAGAGUUUUUGGCCUUGUAAAGUCCGGCAGCUUCUGCCAGCAUUGUGUCAUGCCAGAACAUACGGUUUUAAGAACAUUUCCAGAUUCUGUAUCAUAUGAGGUUGCUGCAGCAUCAAUAGUCAGCUAUGGAACCUCCCUGAUGGCACUUACUAGGAAGGCCAGACUACAGGAAGGAGAAACAUUGUUUGUGACUGGAGCAGCAGGAAGCACAGGAUUGGCAGCCGUGGAAAUUGGUUCAAAGCUUCUAAAGGCAAAGGUGAUAGGUUCCUGUGGCGGUCAAAACAAGGCCGACAUCGUAAAGAGUAAAGGAGCAUCCCACGUCAUAGACUACAACACGGAGGAUGUCCGAGGCCGGCUCAAAGAACUCACCAACGGAAAGGGUCCAGACGUGGUGUUUGAUACUGUAGGAGGAGAUUUGUUCCUUGAAUGUCUGAAGAGCCUUGCCCAUGAAGGUAGAAUCCUGACGAUUGGUUAUACCUCGGGAAAGAUUCCCAACAUUCCAGCCAAUUACCUGUUGAUCAAGUCUGUGUCAGCUAUAGGUUUAUAUUGGGGCGACUACGGCACAAAGAACAGCCCUGUCUUCUCUGAGUCUAUAGAUAGGUGUGUAGAUGGGCUAGUGUCUGGGGACUUCUCACCUCAUGUCGGAGCUGUGCUGCCGUUGUCAGAGAUCAACAAAGCUUUUGACAUGAUCUCAAAGCGACAGAACAUUGGGAAAGUGGUGGUGACUAUGGACUGAACAUUUAGUUAAAUACACAUAUACAUUAUAACUUGUGAGUGGAAGGAACUGAAGAUUGGAAAAGAUUGGUACAAUUUGUAAAUGGAAGGGAAUGAAGAAAUGAAAAGAUUGGUACAAUUUGUUAAUGUAAAGAUUGAAGGAUUAAAAGAUUGGUACAAUUUGUUAAUGGAAGGGACUGAAGAAAUGAAAAGAUUGGUACAAAUUGUUAAUGGAAGGAACUGAAGAAUUGAAAAGAUAAGUAAAACUUGUUAGUGAAAGGGACUGAAGAAUUGAAAAGAUUGGUACAACUUGUUAAUGUAAGCGACUGACGAAUUGAAAAGAUAAGUAAAACUUGUUAGUGAAAGGGACUGAAGAAUCAAAAAUAUUGGUUCGAUUUGUGAGUGAAAUGGUUUGAAGGAUUGAAAAGAUUGGAACAUCUUGUUAGUGAGAACUGAAGAAUGUCGGAGAUUUCAACUUGGAUGGAAGAAACGUAAGUCAUGUUGUACAACCUGUUAGAGGAAUUUAACUUCGGUCAGGUUGUACAACUUGUUAGUGGAAAGGAGCGAAUGUUUACAGAGACUACAAUAACUUGUCAAUGAAAGGAAUUGAAGAAUGCUAAUUUGUUAGUGGAAGGAUAUGAAGAGUUUGAGACCUUUUGUCAAGAUAAAAACAUUUUAUGAAGUUUAAUAUGAUGCCGUACCAGAGUUACAGUAUAUUAGAUUAUAAAGCGUGAUGUAAAUAUAAAAACUGUGAUAACUUUUUUUACUUUUUGUUUUAUCACCAUACAAAUGUUAUAACUAUGAGUAUGUGAUCAAAAGCUCCCGUUCUAUAUUGUUUCAGUUCUGAUAAUCUGAAGAAAUAAAUGAAAAACGAGAUACUUGCAAAAAAUAUGUGAUAUAAAAAAUAGUACUUGCACAUUUGAACAUAUUUAAGAUUAGCCACAUACUUUAUUUAUAGAGACUUGUACCAGCUGGAUCUUUAAUUUUCCUAUCUUGCCGUAUGAUUUCUUUUGUUGUUGUUGUUGAUUAUACUGAUGCUGUUCUUGUUGGGUACUUGGUAACCAAUGACUAUAAUAAAUACAAAUGUACAUUGUGCAUGUAAUACCUCAA